AUGUGGACGGCGUUGCACUGGGCAGCAAAACACGGCAACAAAGACAUGGCGACUUUAGUGGCUGAAGCUGGUGCCGACGUCAACACCAAAUCACAUGUGAGUACCAGCUUCUCCUUUGCUGACGGAUACACACCUUUGCACAUAGCAGCGUUACACGGGCAUCAGCACAUACUGGACCUGCUCGUUGGGACAUAUGGGGCCAAAGAAAACCUGAGGGACUACAGCGGCCAUCUUGCUUUGCACUAUCUCAACAUCAAGGAACCGGAAGUGUCUGAGGAGGAAUGUGACAUACAGUUCGCAGUGACACAGGCCCGUGAGCGCCACAGAAACAGGAAGCUGGCGUCUCUGUUUUCCUCCCGGAAGAAGUGGGGCUCCGCAGAAGAGCUCGCCCCGAUCGAGGAGGAGCGAUCGGGGACGCAUCAACUGCCUCUGCCUCCCUUCAGGCCACGCAAGUUCUCCCGCUGA
Molecule: messenger RNA, 465 nt
Organism: Knipowitschia caucasica
Lineage: Eukaryota; Metazoa; Chordata; Actinopteri; Gobiiformes; Gobiidae
Source: the annotation of a GenBank genome assembly